GCUGGCCUGGGUGCAACUUGCAUGCAGGAGUGAGAGUGAGUGUGUGUCUGUCUGUCUGCCUGCCUGCAGAGUGUGUGUGUGAGUGUCUGCCUGCAGAGAGUGUGUGUCUGUCUGCCUGCCUGCAGAGAGUGGAUGUCGAGGGGAGGGGGGUUCCUGCUCAGGCAACAGACACACUGGAUAACCCAACAACUGAAAUGUUUUGGUGCCUGAUCAACAAAGAGAAGGACUACUGCUGUAACAACCUCACCCUCACGGUGCUGCUGUAAUGGACACAGGCAGCUGCUGAGCGCUGGUUGCUCCAGACUGUCCAGAUAUACCUGCCGGUCAGGAUUUAUGAAGAUGGCAAACCCUAUCCAGUGGGCACGUUACAGAUGGCAGAGGCUGUUGUCUACAGAUAGGAAUAAUAGUUACAACUCAUCAUUCCCUGGAUGGUUCAAAAAUUCCCGUUCACAGAAAAUUGGGCACAAAAAUCGAACAGUAAUUCCCUGCCUUGGAAGAUUCACUGAAGAAUAUGAAAAGGUCAUCAAAAAUUACAAGACCAACAGGAUUCAAACAACCAAGUAUACUUUGCUGAACUUUAUUCCAAUGAAUUUGUUUGAGCAGUUUCACAGGGCUGCAAACCUUUACUUCCUGUUUCUAGCGAUUCUGAAUUGGGUGCCAUCAGUGGAAGCAUUUCAAAAGGAGAUAACAAUGUUGCCAUUGGUUGUGGUUCUUGUAAUUAUUGCAAUUAAAGACGGGCUUGAAGACUACCGGCGCUACAAAUUUGAUAAACAAAUAAAUAACAGAAGGACUAAAGUAUACGACAAGCAAGCAAAAAAGUAUCGUACAAAAUGGUGGAAGGAUGUUCGCGUUGGGGAUUUUGUCCGCUUAUUUUGCAAUGAGAUCAUCCCUGCAGAUAUGGUGUUGCUGUACUCCACUGAUGUUGAUGGGAUCUGCCAUAUUGAAACAUCCAACCUGGAUGGAGAGACUAACUUAAAGCAGAGACAGGUGGUGAAGGGAUUCACAGAGCUGGACUCUGAAGCUGACCCUGAGAAAUUCACCUGCAGAAUUGAAUGCGAAGGUCCAAACAAUGAUCUAAGCAAGUUCAAAGGCUAUAUGGAGCACUGGAAUAAAGAGCGGGCUGCUCUUAGUAAAGAAAACCUUUUGCUUCGAGGUUGUAUGAUUAGGAAUACUGAGGCCGUUACAGGAAUUGUAGUUUAUGCAGGACAUGAAACAAAAGCAAUGAUGAAUAACCGUGGCCCACGGUACAAGCACAGCAAACUAGAAAGGCAGCUUAAUAGAGAUGUUCUUUGGUGUGUGGCUCUACUGUUGGUGAUGUGUCUCAUCGGAGCAUUCGGUCAUGGGAUUUGGUUAAAUGGCUUUUCGAAAAUCCCUAUUUUUGGCAUUCAAGAGCCAAAUGGAACUCGUAGUCAUCCAGUGCUUGCAGGAUUCUUAAUUUUCUGGACCAUGAUUAUUUUACUGCAGGUGCUGAUACCAAUUUCCUUGUACGUGUCAAUUGAAAUUGUCAAACUGGGCCAAAUACUUAUCCUCCAGAGUGAUAUUGAUUUGUACAAUGAAAGCACAGAUUCGGCCAUCCAAUGCCGAGCCUUAAAUAUCACUGAAGAUCUGGGGCAGAUCGAAUACAUUUUCUCAGAUAAGACUGGAACACUAACUGAGAAUAAAAUGAUCUUCUGCAGGUGCAACAUUGCUGGAGUUGAGUAUUCCCAUGAGGACAAUGCAAAGCGAUUGGAGUUGUAUCAAGACGAUAACUCCGAGGUUGUAAUCAACCCUUUUAUGGGAGCUACCUCCAAGUAUCAACAUUCGGACAGCAGCAGAACUCCCAGUACACCGCCGAGUCGCAACUCACUGAAUUGCUUACCCUCUAAUAGCUCGAUGUUGAGGGAUAAAGAUGAUGAUGAAUAUGAAAUUACUGCAACUGCUUCUCAUGUGGCAUUCAGCAGCUCAAUUGAAAGGGAUGUUACACCAGAUUCUCUGCUGUUCCGGAAAUUAGGACAAAUCAUGUCUAACCCACUUCUCCUGUUGGAAGAGACAGGGAAAGAGUUCUCCCCGGAAUUCAGCUACAUUGUUGACUUCUUUUUUGCCUUGACCAUCUGUAAUACCGUUGUUGUGUCAUGUCUUGCUCAGCCAGGACAGCGGGUAAAAAUACCUGCAAUCUCCAACAUUCCGAUUAAGUCCCUGGAGGAUAUAAAGCAAAUGUUUCAAAGAUUCUCCGUGCCUCGCAUGAGUUCACCUUCUCUGUCACUGCUAAAGGAUUCUUUUAUUGAUAAUUCAAGUACUUUUGCUGGCAGAUUAUUAAAUCGCGUGAAGCCGGCUUCACCCAGCGCACUCAAGGAACAAAAUGUAGCUGCUGCUGGAUCAGCCAAGAAUCGCAAAAGCAUUACCGGUAAUCAAAUUUCAGGUGGAAAAGACUCCAACGAUAUUCCGGAAGAGGAUGAUAAAACUGCAGGCAGUUUUAUGAAUCCAGGCACAUCUACAGAGCAAUGCAAUAAUUUAAAAUUGCGCUAUGAGGCAGAGAGCCCAGAUGAAGCUGCGCUGGUACAUGCAGCUCGAGCCUACAAUUGCACUUUAAUAUCCAGGACUUCUGAUCAAGUCACUGUGGAACUUGACCACAUAGGACGAUUACAGUUUCAACUCUUGCACACCUUACCAUUUGACGCCAUUAGAAAGAGGAUGUCUGUGGUAGUGCGACAUCCGUUGACAAAUAAAGUAGUUGUUUAUACAAAGGGUGCUGAUUCGGGCAUGAUGGAUCUUUUGAACAUUUCAGGUGACAGGCAACAGAAACGUAUUAGGGAGAAGACACAGAACUACUUAGAUGGAUAUGCCAAAGAGGGUCUCCGUACUCUUUGUAUUGCUAAGAAGGUGAUGAGUGAUGCUGAUUACGCAGAAUGGUUAAAAUUCCACCUCAUAGCAGAGACAAGUAUUGACAACCAAGAGGAGCUCCUACUUGAAUCAGCUCUUAAACUUGAAACUAACUUGACACUGUUAGGUUCUACGGGCAUUGUAGAUCGCUUACAAGAAGGUGUCCCUGACACAAUAUUGGCACUUCGAAGGGCAUGCAUAAAGACAUGGGUCCUUACUGGAGACAAACAGGAAACUGCUGUGAACAUUGCUUAUGCCUGUAAACUCCUGGAAGAAAAAGACACUAUUUUCACUCUUAAUGCACAAAACAAGGAAGCAUGUGAAGACUUGAUUAAUAAGCUUAUUGCAGAAAUCACAGAGAAAACCACUGAUGAAAAAAACACUCCCGGUGUUGGCUCUUCUCCAUCCUCUUCUUCUGAUGGGGAGCUUCACAUUGCUCUGGUAAUUGAUGGAAAGACUUUAGAAUUUGCAUUGCAUGAGAGUCUGCAAGAUACAUUUCUGGAACUUAGUAAAAGAUGCCGUGCUGUUAUAUGCUGCAGAUCGACACCAUUGCAGAAGAGCAAGGUGGUUCAUCUAGUGCGGGAGAAGUUGAAAGUCAUGACUCUAGCAAUUGGUGAUGGUGCCAAUGAUGUUAGUAUGAUUCAAAUGGCUGAUGUUGGAAUAGGAAUAUCAGGUCAGGAAGGAAUGCAGGCAGUAAUGUCCAGUGAUUUUGCAAUUUCGCGAUUUAAGCAUUUAAAGAAGUUGUUGCUUGUCCACGGUCACUGGUGCUACAUCCGACUUGCAAAUAUGAUCCUUUACUUCUUCUAUAAGAAUGUGGCUUAUGUCAAUCUACUAUUCUGGUACCAAAUUUUCUGUGGAUUCUCUGGUGCACCUAUGAUUGAUUAUUGGAUACUCAUCUUCUUCAAUCUCCUUUUCACAUCUGUUCCACCGAUUGUCUAUGGCAUCCUGGAUAAAGAUGUGUCUGCAGAAACACUGCUCCAACUGCCAGAACUUUACACAAGUGGCCAACGUUCUGAGGCCUACUUACCAUCAAUAUUUUGGAUCUCCACUCUGGAUGCUUUUUAUCAAAGUCUCGUUUGCUUCUUUAUUCCAUAUUUUGUUUACUUUGACUCAGACGUGGAUGUCUACACAUUUGGAACACCUAUCAACACUGCAAUGUUGUUCAUUAUAUUUUUGCACUUAAUAAUAGAAGGCAAGACUUGGACUUGGAUCCAUUGGUCUGUAAUGAUCGGCAGUGUUGUACUGUAUUUUACGUUUGCGCUGAUCUACGGAGGAACUUGUGUGAAUUGUAAUCCUCCGUCAAAUCCAUACUUUACCAUGGAAUAUGAACUGACACGACCACUCUUCUACCUGGUCUGCCUGCUGGCUACAUUCGUAGCUUUGCUUCCCAGGUACUUCUUUCGGGUUUUCCAGGGAACAGUAUUCCCAUCUCCUCUGCUCAAGGCUCGACAGCUGGACAGGUUGAGAAAUAACGAACGUGUGGAGCCGUUCCCGGAUGGCAGGUUAUCCAGGGCAACAGUGCAGCACUCAUUGUAGGGAACCUGAGCAUCACCAGCUCUGCGGACAACGUCAUCCUUUCAAGAAGAAAGUUGCUCGUUGCCGAUCUCUUUACCUGAAGUCUCGGGAACCACAUUAUUUAAUAGCUGCGCCAACAUUGUGAAUCCACUGAAUGAAAUACCAAAA
Molecule: messenger RNA, 4542 nt
Organism: Amblyraja radiata (thorny skate)
Lineage: Eukaryota; Metazoa; Chordata; Chondrichthyes; Rajiformes; Rajidae
Gene: atp10d
Product: ATPase phospholipid transporting 10D
Exons: 23
Coding region: 334-4395 (1353 amino acids)
Biological process (GO): phospholipid translocation
Cellular component (GO): plasma membrane
Molecular function (GO): ATP hydrolysis activity; ATPase-coupled intramembrane lipid carrier activity; ATP binding
Source: RefSeq, a predicted model, not a curated record